UUGGAUUUGAUAGUUUGAGGAGAAAGGUUGUUUGUUAGGGACAAAACUGUCCUAACGACUGUAAGUGAGCAUUUUUAUAUAAUUGUAAAUAGCAAUGUGCAAGAAGAAACCCUCUUCGGCUCCUCCCGCCCCACCUCAUUACGACAGAGCCGCCACUCCCGUGCCGCCGGACCGCCGUGAGAGUCAGCCGACGAACAGAUUCCUUUCGAACCCUUGGUAAGCUUCAUCUAUUUCCUAAAGUUAUUUUGGAUGGAGGUCUUUUCAUGAUUUAUUAGGGUGGAACUCAGUGUGAAACGUAGUAUUCAGUGAUUGAACGAGUGCAUAUCUUUUUGUUUCCAAAUUUUCGGAGCCUUUGACAGGAUGCAAUUUAGAAAUCGAAUAAAUUAGAAUUUGGUUUCUGAAAGAGAUGGAAGUUGCUUUUAUGCUCGCGUAUUUUUGCUUCACUGUUUAAAGUCUUGUUUAUUGGCCUUAUAAUAGUUUUAUUCUCUGAUCAAGUGUGAUUUUUGUCUGGUUGAGGGUCUUGAUGGAACAUAGAAUAUGGAGAGAUACACAUUGCAGUUGGUCUGACUGGAAAUGUUUUUCUUUCCCCCCUGUCUGUCCUCUUUUAAUCAUAGAGGAGAUUGUUUUCAAAGUGCCGUGAGGAGGGAGGUCGGAGAAGGAGAUGGGUUCAUAUUGGGUUUGAUGAAGGUGUGGUGAAGGUGGUUUUUUUAAUGGUUGUGGGAAGGAUAAUAGGGAUGGGGGAACUAGUAAACCACAAUUUAUAGGUACUUCAGCAUAGUACUAGUCUCUGAAGCUUUGCCCAAACAGUCCUUCAGCAGUCGAGCUCAGUAAAAAAUGGCGCGUACUGAUAACAACAGCGGUAGGAAGAAACCCAACAUACUCAUCACUGGUACACCCGGAACAGGGAAGACAACAAUGGCAUCGGCACUAUCUGAGGCCACUCAACUUCGUCACAUCAACAUAGGGGACCUCGUGAAGGAGAAGAACUUGCACGAUGGGUGGGAUGAAAAAUUCGAGUGUUACAUCCUCAACGAAGACCUUGUAUGUGAUGAACUAGAAGAUCUAAUGGAAGAAGGUGGGAACAUUGUUGAUUACCAUGGUUGCGAUUUUUUCCCAGAAAGAUGGUUUGAUAGAGUUGUGGUGCUUCAAACUGAGAACUCUGUGUUGUAUGAUCGAUUGACCCGGAGGGGAUACUCAGGUACAAAGCUUACAAACAAUAUUGAAUGCGAGAUUUUUCAAGUGUUGUUGGAGGAAGCAAAAGAGAGUUAUCCCGAAGAAAUAGUUUUUACAAUGAGAAGUGAUACGAUUGAAGAUGUAAACAACAAUGUUUCCAGCUUAUCUGAUUGGAUUAGGAGUUGGAACACUGCAGCAUGAGCUUAUCAUUAUAAUGAAGUGCUUUUGUGGUGAUCCGUGCUGUAAUGAAAAUGUAGUCUGCAUCUCACGGUUGUGUGGAGGUUUGAGAAUGUAGUCUUUUAAGUAAUGAAAAUUGAUAACUUGUACUUGAUACUCAUGGUAUCAUUUCAGUAGUUGUGUGUCAUACCGAUGUUUCUUGUUUCAAAUCUUUUAAACAAGAUAUGAUUCAUCUGUUGGCCUGACGGGGUAUUCUGGAAAGGGUUGGUUGUUAAAGAAUGACUCUUUCGAACUUUACAAUUUUAACCCAUUCAUUGUAUUGUGUUUAUACUGAGGCACUGAUAAACUAAUUAAGCUUUUGCCCUCUAAAUGACCCCGAAACGAUUUCGCUGCAGUCUCUUAAGUAAUGAAAAUUGAUAAUUGAUAAUAGU
Molecule: messenger RNA, 1781 nt
Organism: Oldenlandia corymbosa var. corymbosa
Lineage: Eukaryota; Viridiplantae; Streptophyta; Magnoliopsida; Gentianales; Rubiaceae
Source: the annotation of a GenBank genome assembly